UUUCUAACGAUGAGUGGCAAAAAGGGUCUCGAAUUGUUGCGCAGCAUCGCUACCGUGAUGACCAAGACCAACGGGUACGAUAGAUGUUUACAGCAGCUCGUAAUGGUCAGUGGAGGCGAUGGACGAUGCACGGCCGAGUUUAAGGUGCAGGAGGAACACUUGAACCGGGCUGGUGGUUUGCACGGAGGAUAUACUGCCACUAUCGUGGACGUGGUCACUACGUACGCACUGAUGACGAAGGAAAACGCUGUCCCCGGUGUUUCGGUCGACAUUCAUGUGAGCUAUCUGAAAGGUGCCCGCCAGGGCGAUGAGGUCAUUAUCGAUGCAAGCACGGUACGGGCUGGGAGAAAUUUAGCAUUCCUCGAAUGUGAGCUGCGCCACAAGAAGGAUAACUCAAUCAUUGCCAAAGCAUCGCACACCAAAUACAUAGGAAGUAGUUAG
Messenger RNA from Anopheles maculipalpis, 441 nucleotides. Its product is annotated as acyl-coenzyme A thioesterase 13. The transcript is spliced from 2 exons. The record is from RefSeq and is a predicted model, not a curated record. NCBI's taxonomy places the organism in Eukaryota, Metazoa, Arthropoda, Insecta, Diptera, Culicidae. The coding region runs from base 10 to 441 and encodes 143 amino acids. Gene Ontology annotation, molecular function: fatty acyl-CoA hydrolase activity.